Molecule: messenger RNA, 2265 nt
Organism: Trichosurus vulpecula (common brushtail)
Lineage: Eukaryota; Metazoa; Chordata; Mammalia; Diprotodontia; Phalangeridae
Gene: STAT4
Product: signal transducer and activator of transcription 4
Exons: 23
Coding region: 1-2250 (749 amino acids)
Biological process (GO): response to peptide hormone; cytokine-mediated signaling pathway; regulation of transcription by RNA polymerase II
Molecular function (GO): RNA polymerase II cis-regulatory region sequence-specific DNA binding; DNA-binding transcription factor activity, RNA polymerase II-specific
Source: RefSeq, a predicted model, not a curated record
AUGUCUCAGUGGAAUCAAGUUCAACAACUGGAAAUCAAGUUUUUGGAGCAAGUAGAUCAAUUCUAUGAUGAUACUUUCCCCAUGGAAGUUCGACAUCUCCUGGCCCAGUGGAUUGAAGGCCAGGAUUGGGAAGCAGCUUCAAACAAUGAGACCAUGGCAAUGAUUCUCUUGCAAAACCUGCUACUGCAACUGGAUGAGCAGUUGGGUCGGGUUGCCCAAGAGAAGAACCUGCUUUUGAUACAUAAUUUAAAAAGAAUCAGGAAACUACUUCAGGGAAAAUACCAUGGAAAUCCUAUGCACAUAGCAGUAGUUAUUUCCAAUUGUUUAAGAGAAGAAAGAAGAAUAUUGGCUGCAGCCAGCAUGCCUGUACAGGGACCCCUGGAAAAGUCCUUGCAGAGCUCUGUGGUUUCAGAAAGGCAGAGAAAUGUGGAGCACAAAGUGGCUGCCAUCAGAAACAGUGUACAGAUGACAGAACAAGAUGUCAAGUAUUUAGAAGAUUUGCAAGAUGAAUUUGACUACAGGUAUAAAACAAUACAGACCAUAGACCAAGGUGACAAAAACAGCAUUCUCGUGAAGCAGGAAGUUUUGACAUUGCAAGACAUGCUCAAUACACUAGACUUCAAAAGAAAGGAAGUCCUCAGCAAAAUAACACAAAUAAUAAGUGAAAUUGACACCUUGAUGAAGAGCAUGCUGCUAGAAGAACUGCUUGAUUGGAAGAGACGUCAGCAAAUUGCCUGUAUUGGCGGUCCAUUGCAUAGUGGCCUUGAUCAGCUUCAAAACUGUUUUACCCUGUUAGCAGAAAGUCUUUUCCAAGUCAGAAGGCAGAUGGAAAAGCUAGAUGAGCAAUCCACCAAAGUGUCAUAUGAAGGCGAUCCUAUUCCAUUGCAAAGGCCUCAUUUGCAAGAACAAAUCAACUUCUUAAUCUACAACCUUUUCCGAAACUCAUUUGUGGUCGAACGACAGCCAUGCAUGCCAACCCACCCCCAGAGACCUCUGGUACUUAAAACCCUCAUACAAUUCACCGUGAAACUAAGACUUCUGAUUAAAUUGCCUGAACUGAACUAUCAGAUAAAAGUUAAAGCAACUAUUGACAAGAAUGUUUCGACUGUAAGCAACCGUAGGUUCAUCCUUUGUGGAACACAUGUCAAAGCCAUGAACAUGGAAGAAUCUUCCAAUGGUAGUCUCUCAGUGGAAUUUCGACACUUGCAACCAAAGGAAAUGAAGUCCAGCGCUGGAGGCAAAGGCAAUGAGGGUCCUCAUAUGGUAACAGAAGAGCUUCAUUCUAUAAGCUUUGAAACGCAGAUCUGCCUGUAUGGCUUGACCAUAGAUUUGGAGACAAAUUCAUUACCUGUUGUCAUGAUUUCCAAUGUUAGUCAAUUACCUAAUGCUUGGGCCUCGAUAAUUUGGUACAACUUAUCAACCAAUGAUUCCCAGAACUUGGUUUUCUUUAAUAAUCCUCCAACGGCUGCUUUGAGUCAGUUGUUAGAAGUUCUGAGCUGGCAAUUUUCAUCAUAUGUUGGACGAGGUCUUAACUCAGACCAACUCAAUAUGUUGGCUGAGAAACUCACAGUGCAACAAGCUAGCUACAAUGAUGGUCAGCUCUCUUGGGCCAAGUUCUGCAAGGAGCACUUACCUGGCAAGGCAUUUACCUUUUGGGUAUGGCUUGAAGCAAUCCUGGAUUUAAUUAAAAAGCACAUUCUCCCUCUUUGGAUUGAUGGGUAUGUAAUGGGCUUUGUAAGCAAGGAGAAGGAGCGGGUCUUGCUGAAGGAUAAGAUGCCAGGAACAUUUUUAUUAAGAUUCAGUGAAAGCAACCUUGGAGGUAUUACCUUUACUUGGGUGGACCAAUCAGAAAAUGGAGAAGUUAGAUUCCAUUCUGUAGAGCCCUACAAUAAAGGCCGCUUAGCAGCUUUGCCAUUUGCUGACAUUCUUCGAGACUACAAAGUUAUUAUGGCUGAAAAUGUCCCUGAAAAUCCACUGAAGUUUUUAUAUCCUGACAUUCCCAAAGAUAAAGCAUUUGGUAAACACUACAGCUCUCAGCCAAAUGAAGUUUCAAGACCCACUGAGAGAGAUGACAAGGGUUACGUUCCCUCUGUAUUUAUCCCUAUCUCAACAAUCCGAAAUGAUUGUACUGAGCCGCACUCUCCAUCAGACCUUCUUCCCAUGUCUCCAAGUGUAUAUGCAGUGCUGAGAGAACACCUGAGCCCCACAGUCAUUGAAACUGCUAUGAGCUCUCCAUGUUCUGCUGACUGAUGAGAUACUCUUCAG